Messenger RNA from Rubroshorea leprosula, 4681 nucleotides. The record is from the annotation of a GenBank genome assembly. Lineage: Eukaryota; Viridiplantae; Streptophyta; Magnoliopsida; Malvales; Dipterocarpaceae.
CACUGAUCAAGAAAAAAGCAUGGAAGGGCGUAUCCCACUUCAACUCGCAAGUGAGUCCACCCAGCGGCGUGGCCAGAAUUUAAGGUCCAGCACCUCCCUUAGCUCUGCCACCACGUUCACUGAUCAAGAGGAAGUGCAUUUACAGGGGCGCAUGCCUUCCCCUAGCUCCGCCACUAAGUCCACUGAUCAAGGGAAAGUGCUUUUAUUGGGAACCACGCCCUCCUCUAGCUCCGCCACUGAGUCAACUGAUCAAGGGAAAAUGCAUUUGCAGGGGCCCAUGCCCGCUCUCAGAUCCGAGAUUGAGUCCACCGAUCAAGAGAAAUUGCUUUCACCAGAGCCCAUGCCCUCCCCUAGCUCCGCCACUGAGUCCACUGAUCAAGGAAAAUGCACGGAAGGGCGUAUCCUGCCUCAACUCAGAAGUGAGUCCACCCAGCGGCGCAGCCAGAAUUUAAGACUUCCAAGCAAAUCUCUUCCCCAAACUAUUGAAACAAAGAUGGGUGCGAGUAUCCUUGCCUCUCUCGUAGAUGCAGCUCUGUCGAAGGUGAUUGCUGUUGCUUCUGGUCAGUUCACCUCUCUUGUAGAUGCAGUUGUGUCGAAGGUGACUACUUCUGCUUCUGAUCAGUUCAAUUUAGCACUGGGAUGGAACAAUGAUCUGACGGAGUUUCGUGAUAAAAUGAAGACGCUCCGAGGUACAACAAAAAGACGUAAAAUUGAAGAAUUGGGAAGCUUAAGAGAACUCAAAGGAAGACUACAGAUCUAUAAGCUUGAGCUUGUUACAGGCAAAUCAGAAGCAGAGGGAGCAAAGUUAAAAGACAAGGCAGUUGAGCAUUUGGGAUUUGGUUGGUCGGGAGGCAAAGGCAAUCAAGAUAAAGAUGAAGAUGUCUUAGAAGGCCUCCAACCCCCCUUAAAUAUAAGAAGAUUACGUAUUGUUGGCUAUGGAGGUAGAAAGUUGGCAUCAUGGAUGUUGUCACCCAACAAUUUGGUGGAUCUUCAGCAGCUUUAUGUUUCCUCCUGUGAUGAAGUAACUAGUUUGGGUGAUGGUGAUGGAGCACUUACGUCUCUCAAAAAAUUAACCAUAUUCAGGUGUGAAGAUGGGUUUCAUCCUCCUAUGCUGCCAAACAAUCCAACUGUAGCCCAAAUGAAGCAACAUGCUGACUAUGUUCAAGCCUCAUACAAAGCCCUCUCAUAUAUUCAUAGUGCUGUAACAGAUGAUAUUUUCUCAAGGAUCAUGGGAGCAGAAACAGCACAAGAAGCUUGGGAUACUCUUAAGAAAGAGUUUGAUGGCAGUUCUCGGGUUAAAGAUCGAAGGGUGGUGGAAAAGAUUAUUGUUAGUGUACCAGAUAAAUUUGAGUCCAAGAUUUUUGCCAUAGAAGAAUCUUGUGACCUCAAAGAGCUAACCAUCACUAAGCUCAUAAGCAAGCUACAGGCUCAUGAACAAAGGCUGGUUAUGAAAACUGAUGAAACUACAGAAGGAGCCUUCCUUGCAAGGCAAAAAGGCAAACAACCAGCCACUAGUUCUGAAAGCAAUAAGACCAUGGGUUUUAACCAAGCAUAUCAGCAGCAUCAGCAAAGCAGAAAAGGGAGGUUUCCUCCAUGUUGUCAUUGCCGAAAAACAAACCAUGAAGAAAAAGAUUGUUGGUUCAAAGGCAAAUCACAGAUUCAGUGCAGAUUUUGUAAAAAGUAUGGCCAUUUCGAGAAGAAUUGCAGGGCUAAGCAACAGCGACAGCAUCAAACACAACAUCAGCAAGCUCAGUACAGACCAAAGCAACAACAGCAAGUUAAUUAUGCUGAUGAUCAGUGCAAGGAGGACUACUUGUUCACAACAUCACAAGGUUCAUCUCUGCCAUCUAGUAGCAGGUUUGUUGAUAGUGGAUGCACUAAUCAUAUGGCUCGGGAUGAAAAUUUCUUCAUUGAAAUGGACAAAUCAAUUAUUACAAAUGUCAAGUUAGGAAAUGGUACUGUGGUGAGAUCACAAGGGAAAGGUACUGUUGUUAUUCAAUCUAAAACAGGUACAAAGCAAAUUACUGAUGUCCUAUUUAUUCCUAGCUUGAGCCAGAAUUUGCUUUCUGUUGCACAAAUGAUGAAAAAGGGAUACACUCUAUCUUUUGUGCAUGAUUCUUGUUUUAUUUAUGACCCUACUGGUGAUGAGAUAGCUAGGGUGAAAAUGGUAGAAAAUAGCUUUCCUUUGGAUUUGGAAAAGUGUCUUAUACUCCACAGCAGAAUGGCAUUGCAUAGAGGAAAAAUAGAACCGUUAUGGAGAUGGCAAGUAAAAGGCAUGACACCUAUUGAGGCUUGGUAUGGUCAAAAACCAUCAGCUGAUCACUUGAAGGUGUUUGGUUCAAUUUGUUAUAAUCAUGUUCCAGCAGCUAAAAGAGGAAAAUUAGAUGACAAGGCAGAAAUUGGGAUCUUUAUAGGCUAUGCAACACAAGCAAAAGGCUAUAAAGUGUAUGAUCCUAUAUCCAAGAAGGUAAAUGUGCAUAAAGAUGUUGUUUUUUAUGAGAGUGCACACUGGAAUUGGGAUGCAGGGAAGAUAGAAAAAGGUUCAAAUAAGCAGUGUGAAGCUGGUUCAGAUGUUGCUUCCAGUUCUGAAAUUGCAGAAGUUGAUGAUGAUUCACCGGUUUUGAAAACCAAGUCACUAGCUGAGAUUUAUGCAAGAUGUAAUUUAGCUUCUGCAGAACCUAAUUGUUUUGAAGAAGCAGCUAAACAACAGGUUUGGAUUGAUGCCAUGAAGGAGGAGCUGUCUGUGAUCGAAAAAAAUCAAACUUGGUGUCUUGUUCCAAAACCAGAUGAUAAGAAGCCUAUUGGAGUGAAGUGGGUGUUUCGAACUAAGCUAAAUCCAGAUGGGUCUAUACACAAACAUAAGGCCAGACUUGUUGUGAAGGGGUAUGCUCAACAGCCGGGUGUCGAUUAUGGAGAGACUUAUGCUCCGGUGGCUAGACAUGAUACGGUAAGGCUUCUAAUUGGAUUAGCUGUUGAUUUGGGUUGGAAAUUGUUUCAUAUGGAUGUAAAAUCAGCUUUCCUUAAUGGUGUUCUCCAAGAGGAAAUUUAUGUUGAACAACCACCUGGGUUUGAGAUUAUAAGGAAGGAAGACUGUGUUUAUAAGCUUAACAAGGCUUUGUAUGGUCUAAAACAGGCGCCAAGGGCCUGGUAUUGCAGAAUUGAUGACUACCUGAUGAGUCAAGGUUUCAAGAGGAGCACAAAAGAAGCAACUUUGUAUGUGAAAGGCAGCAGCAGUGAAUCUCAGCUUAUUUUGUCACUUUAUGUGGAUGACUUAUUGUUAACCGGAAAUGACUUGAAGUCGUUGGAACAAUUCAAGAAGGUUAUGAUGCAAGAGUUUGCAAUGACAGAUUUGGGAGAGACAAAGUAUUUUCUGGGACUUGAAGUUCAACAAUUGAGCAAGGGAAUUUUUAUUUGCCAGAGAAAGUAUGCACUGGAUAUCUUGAAGAAGUUUGAAAUGGAGAACUGCAAACCAGUUGCCACUCCACUGGUUCAAAAUGAAAAGCUUUCCAAGGAUGAUCAAGAAGCCAAGCCAAGAGAGUUCUUAGGUACAUCAAAGGAACCUAUGAACUUGGCUUGUGGUUUGACAGUAAUCAACAAGGAAGGUUACAGGGGUAUGCUGAUAGUGAUUGGGCAGGAGAUCUUGGGCUCUCUUGCCAGCCUGAAGGAGUUAGAGCUUGGCCCUUUCUCAGAAGAGCUGAAGGAAUUCCCAGAUUUGAGUUCCACUUCCUCCCUUGAAGUCUUGCGUUUGGAAGGAUCGGGGGAAUCGCUAACUCUGCCACAUCAAAUUGAUCGCCUCACUGCUCUCAGGAACUUAACUAUCAAAAGCUUCAACGGAGUGGAAAAAGCUUUAUUGGGAAACCUUUCUUGUCUUAAAACACUUGAAAUUGAAAAUUGUUGUCGGUUAAGGUGUCUAUCAGGUGGGCUAUCAUCUGUUGAGGAGCUGGGGAUAACAAAUUGCCCUAAUCUGGUCUCUUUCCAAGAAGAGUUGAAGGAAUUGCCUUCUCUAACCAUUGUCGGUUGUCCGAAAUUUGUGGGCUUCCUAGGGGAGAGUCUCGGUUGCUUUACUAGGUUGAAGAGAUUAACGAUCGGCCCUUUCUCAGAAGAGCUAGAAGAAUUCCCAAGUCUGAGUUCCAUCCCCGCCUCCCUUGAAUAUUUGAGCCUGACGGGAUGGGAAAAACUAACUCACCUCCCACAAAUUCAACACCUCACUGCUCUAAAGGAGUUGCGUAUAUGGCACUUCGGUGGAAUGGAAUCUUUGCCAGACUGGUUUGACAACUUGUCCACCCUUCAACAACUUCAUAUUUGGUACUGCCCAAACAAGUUAAAGGAAAGAUGCACCAAGGGAAGCGGUCCUGACUGGCACAAGAUUUCUCACAUUCCACACAUCACAAUAAAUGGGGAGACCAUCCAAUUCCAAUCCGAAGACUGAGGCAAAGAGAUGUGAUUAAUUAUGAGUGAAUAAUCAAUGAGUUGAUGGAAUGAUGAUUUCUAGAAUUCUGAAUUGAAAUCCUGCAAGCUUCAACGUUGUGGAGGAGAGGAAGGAAAGCAGCAGUGUUUGCCAAGCCAAAGACAAUUCUGUCUGUUCUUCAAGGGGCUCAGCUUUAUUUAGUUAAGAUUUGGGAGGAUAUUCAAUGUCAUUUCUUAAUUGCUCUGCUAAUUCUUUGAAAACCAACCAAUUCAC